This is a messenger RNA of Marmota monax (woodchuck), 15953 nucleotides long. It is a transcript of the gene Muc6, whose product is annotated as mucin 6, oligomeric mucus/gel-forming. The record is from RefSeq and is a predicted model, not a curated record. Bases 71 to 15316 code for a protein of 5081 amino acids. NCBI's taxonomy places the organism in Eukaryota, Metazoa, Chordata, Mammalia, Rodentia, Sciuridae. Gene Ontology annotation, molecular function: protein binding. Gene Ontology annotation, cellular component: extracellular matrix. The transcript has 32 exons.
UGGCAGUGGCAGGACGGCUGGGAGCCCAGCAGAGGUGCCCGGCCAGCAGUUCCUCUCCAGCGGCGACACCAUGGUGGGGCUCUGGCUGCUGCUGCUGCUGCCCCACGGGGGAGCCCUGCUCAGCACAGACCCCACGACUGGAAAUACCACUGACCCCAGUGCUGAGGGCAGCCUACAGUCCACCCUGAAAAAGGGCUGGUGUUCCUCAUGGGGGGCUGGCCACUUCUCCACCUUUGACCACCAUGCCUACGACUUCCUGGGGACCUGCAACUACAUCUUUGCGGCCAGCUGCAAGGGUGCCUCACCUACCUUCAGCGUCCAGCUGCGGCGAGGGGCGGACGGGAACAUCUCUCGGAUCAUUGUGGAGCUAGGGUCCUCCGUUGUCACCGUGAACGAGACGACGAUCUCCAUCAAGGACAUCGGGGUGGUCAGCCUGCCCUACACCAGCCAUGGGCUCCAAAUCACACCCUACGGCCAGAGUGUGCAGCUGGUGGCCAAGCAGGUGGAGCUAGAGCUGGUGGUCAUGUGGGGCCCAGACGCCCACCUCAUGGUUCUGGUGGAGAGGAAGUACAUGGGCCAGAUGUGUGGGCUGUGUGGGAACUUCGACGGGAAGACGGCCAAUGAGUUUCUGAGCGAGGAUGGCAAACUCCUGGAGCCCUACAAGUAUGCUGCACUCCAGAAGCUGGACGACCCCAACGAGAUCUGCACCUUUGAGGCCAUCCCCAGGCCCCCCGUCCUGCAGGCCACACAUGUUGGGAUCUGCACCCAGCUGCUGACCUUGGUGUCCCCUGAGUGUGAUGUGCCCAAGAAGCCAUUGGUGCUGAGCUGCCAGGUGGACAUGGCUGCAUGUGCCCAGCCGGGCCAGCAGAACUGCAGCUGUGCCACUCUGUCUGAGUACUCCCGCCGGUGCAGCAUGGCACACAGGCCUGUCAGCAACUGGCGGGGCCCCGGCCUCUGCUCCGUGGGCCAGUGCCCAGCCAACCAGGUGUAUCAGGAGUGUGGCACGGCCUGCAUCAGGACCUGCUCCAACCCACAGCACAGCUGCUCCAGCCCCUGCACCUUUGGCUGCUUCUGCCCCAAAGGAAUGGUACUCAAUGACCUCUCCAACAACCACACCUGCGUGCCGGUCAGCCAGUGCCCCUGCAUGCUCAAUGGAGUCGCCUACAGCCCUGGGGAGGUCGUGAGGGCUGCCUGCCAAAGCUGCCAGUGCACCAUGGGCCACUGGACGUGCACAGGGCAGCCGUGCCCGGGCCACUGCUCUCUGGAAGGCGGCUCCUUUGUCACCACAUUCGAUGCCAGGCCCUACCGCUUCCACGGCACCUGCACCUACAUCCUCCUCCAGAGCCCCCAGCUUCCCAACGAGGGCACGCUCAUGGCCGUGUAUGACAAGUCGGGCUACUCACACUCAGAGACGUCCCUGGUCGCCAUCGUCUACCUGUCCGGGCAGGACAAGAUUGUAAUCUCCGAGGAUGAGGUGACCAACAAUGGAGACACCAAGUGGCUCCCCUACCAGACCCGCAACAUCACCAUCUUCAGACAGACGUCUACCCACCUCCAGAUGGCCACCACCUUCGGGCUAGAGAUCGUGGUCCAGCGUCAGCCCGUCUUCCAGGUGUACAUCACCCUCGGGCCGCAAUUCAGAGGCCAGACCAGAGGGCUCUGUGGCAACUUCAACGGGAACACGACCGAUGAGUUCACAAGCAGCGCAGGCAUCGACGAGGGCACAGCUGCACUCUUCGUGGACUCCUGGCGGGCGGGGAACUGCCCAGCUGCCCUGGAACGGGAGAUCGACCCCUGCUCCAUGAGCCAGCUCAACAAGAUGUACGCAGAGACCCACUGCUCGGUGCUGCUAAAGAAGGAUGGUGUGUUCGAGAAGUGCCAUGCCGUGCUGGACCCCAAGCCUUUCUACAAGAGGUGCGUGUACCAGGCCUGCAACUAUGAGGAGACCUUCCCGCACAUCUGCGCAGCCCUGGGCGCCUACGUGCACGCCUGCUCCUCCCAGGCCGUGCUGCUCGGGGACUGGAGGGACAGCGUGUACAACUGCACCAUCCCUUGCACCGGCAACCGCACCUUCAGCCAGCAGAGCCAGGCCUGUGACCACACCUGCCUAUCCCUGUCCAACCGCGAGGUGGAGUGCCACCCCAGCGCAGUGCCCGUGGAUGGCUGUAACUGCCCUGAUGGCACCUACCUGGACCACAGGAAUGAGUGUGUGCACAAGGCCCAGUGCCCCUGCCUGCUGGAGAGUCACAAGUUCAUCCUGGCCGGCCAGUCCACCAUGGUCAACGGCAUCAUCUGCCACUGCAUCAAUGGACGGCUGAGCUGCCCAGGGCAAUCGCAGGUGUUCUUGGCUUCCUGCCCAGCCCCCAAGACAUUCCAGUCCUGCAGCCAGUCCUCAGAGGACAAGUUUGGGGCCGCAUGUGCCCCCACGUGCCAGAUGCUGGCCACCGGCAUCACCUGUGUGCCCACUAAGUGUGAGCCUGGCUGCGUCUGUCCUGAGGGGUUCUACGAGAAUACCAGUGGGCAGUGUGUGCUCCCCGGGCAGUGCCCCUGUGACUUUGCGGGGGUCUCCUACCCCGGGGGUGCUGUGCUCCGCACCGACUGCAAGAACUGCACCUGCUCACAGGGGAGGUGGACCUGCCAGCAGAGUGCCCAUUGCCCAUCUACCUGCAUUCUCUAUGGGGAGGGCCACAUAAUCACUUUCGAUGGGCAGCGCUUCGUCUUUAAUGGCAACUGCAAGUACACUCUGGCCACGGAUGACUGUGGUGCCAACUCCCAGCCCAGCUUCAAGAUCCUGGUGGAGAACGUCGUCUGUGGGAAGUCAGGGGCAACCUGCUCCCGAGCCAUCCAGAUCCUCCUGGGCGGCCUGACUAUCACGAUGGCGGACAGAAACUACUCCAUCAGCGGGGAGAACUCCCAGGUGCACGUGCUGGUGAAGCCCAGCUCCUUGAACCUGGUUCUGGACAUAGAUAUCCCCAACCGGCUCAACAUGACGCUGGUCUGGAACAAGCACAUGAGCGUCUCCAUCAGGGUCCAUCGUGCCUCCCAGGAUGCCCUCUGUGGCUUGUGUGGCAACUGCAAUGGGAACAUGAAGGAUGACUUUGAGACACGCAGCAAGUACGUGGCAUCCAACGAGUUGGAAUUCGUGAACUCAUGGAAGGAGAGCCCGCUGUGCAGGGACGCGAGCUACGCAGAAGACCCCUGCAGCCUCAACCCCUUCCGCCGCCCCUGGGCAGAGCGCAAGUGCAGCAUCAUCCACAGCCAGACCUUCACAGCCUGCCACAGCAAGGUCUACCGCAUGCCCUACUACGAGGCCUGCGUGCGGGACGCCUGCCUGUGCGACAAGGGUGGGGACUGUGAGUGCCUAUGUGAUGCAGUGGCUGCCUAUGCCAAGGCCUGCCUGGACAAGGGCGUGUGCGUGGACUGGAGGGCCCCAGACUUCUGCCCCAUCUACUGCGACUUCUACAACACCCACUCGCAGGUGGGCGACGGCAAGUUCCAGUACACGCAGGAGGCCAACUGCACGUGGCACUACCAGCCCUGCCUCUGCCCUGGCCGCCUGGACAGCUUCCCAGACACGAAUGUCGAAGGCUGCUACAACUGCUCCCAGGAUGAGUACUUCGACCACCGCACGGGGACCUGUGUGCCCUGCAUGCCAUCCAACACAACCCUGCCGCUGCUGCCGACCACAGGUGACUGCGCUCACUGGCUGCCACAGGGUGUGGGCGUGCUGGCUGGGGACUUUAGCCCAGCAGGGGAGGGGGCAGGGAACACGAGUGUGAACCCCAGGUCCAAAGGGGGAGGGCAUGCAAAAUUUACCUCCAUAGCCCUGCCCACUCAGCCCUUGCUGGACCGGCCACUGAGCAUGAGGCAGGGACUCAACAGUAAGUCACCCAGAAGACCCCACCUGGAGCCCAUGCUGCCAUCAGAGGCUCAGCCAUGCCCUGGGCCUUACACUCCAUCCCUCCAGCCCAGGGGCCAUAAGGCUGGGUGGCAGGAAAAGGCGAGACUCAAGGGGGUGCAGGUCUGCCCCUGCCUGUGCAUGAGGGCAGGUCUGCCCCACGCAGGUGCACCACCCACAGAAGUCCAGCCCAGCACAGGGGCCUCCAGGACCACCAGCCCUGGGCCUAGCUCCCUACCCAUAGCUACGUACCCCACUGCCCAACCCUCAACCCCUGCCUCCACUGAGGACUGGACACUCUUGACCACACGGAUGCCAUCUGCACUCUCCUCAGGCGCCACACGGAGGUCAACAGCCACAGGACUGACGGUGACGGAAGCCAUAACACAGGCCACAGCAGCUCCGGAGAGCCAAGGCACAAAGUCCACAGCUCAGUCCACAGCAAGAACCACGGAGGCCCCACCAAGCUCAAGAACAGGAACGCUUCCCAGCCAAGAGACACCAACCCACCAGGAAAUGCUCACAACCACCAGGAGUCCUGGGACCAGCAGCACAGAGCCACCGGGUGCUCUCAGAACAACAUCCUCACAGCAAGCAGCCGAUGACACUGAAACCUCAACAGCAGCCACACCCAGUCUAGGGACAGAAAACACAGCCUCCUCCAUCAAACCACAUGGAACCACCAUCACCACACGGCACACGUCCGCCACGGCGACCGCAAACACUACGCACAGCUCCAACACCCUCACAGGGGGAUUGCAUACGACAACUGGUCUCAGGACCUCACUGACCUCUCUGGUUUCCACACUGUCCACCCUGUCUCAAACACAAACUUCUGAAAGCCAUACAAGUCCAUCUAGCCAAGAGGUCCCCUCUAAAAACUCGGACACAAGUUCAAUGACCACCACUCUCUCCACCACAGUGGUCAGGGCCACUGGACCCACCUACACCUCUCCCCUGAUCACUACGUCUACCAGUGCCCCCCACAGGUCCUUCGUCACUUCCACAACCUCCCCUGCCUCCCUGUCACACCUUUCCUCCUCCCCACAUCCCAAACCCACCUCACCCCUGUCCACCAACAUCACACCCACACCCACCAAUACACAAACGGGGACCCCGGUGGCCCACACCUCCUCUGCCACUCACACCAGUACACAAACCUCACGGACCUCUCCGUCUUCAAACACCGCGUCUGCCUCCAACACUGCCCACCCUUCCGUUCCCCUCCCAGGAACAUCCGUCCAGAUCACCAGCACAUAUCCACCUCCACCCGGUCCCCAGACCUCACUUACCUCUCGGGCUUCCACAUUGUCCACCCCUUCUCUCACACCAACUCCUCAGAGCCUCAGCAGCCCAUCCAGCCCACAAGUGCUUUGGAGCACCUCUACCCCAAGCUUCAUUAGUUCCAGUCCUACAACCAUAACCGUCAAGCCCACGGCACCCACAGCCACUCUACCACUGAUGACCACAUCUACCAGGGCCUCCACACAGGCCCCCAGCUUGAUCAGUACUUUUAGGACCUCCCCUGCCCCUCUCCCACACCCUACGUCCACUCCGCACACAAAAUACACAUUACCUAUUGCCACCACCAUCACACAAACAGGGAGCCCCAGGACACUUACCUCCGAGUCCCCUCACAGCACUCCACUCAUGACAUGGACCUCUCAGGCUUCAUACACCUCUUCUGCCUCCACCACGGCUCACCCGUCCCUGCACCUCACAGCUACACCCCUCAAGACCACCAGCUCAUUUCCAACUCCUACCACUCCCAACACCUCCCUUUCCCCGCUGGUUACCACACUGUCCACUGGCUCUCUCACGCCAUCUUCUCAGAGCAUCCCCAGCCCAUCCAGCCCUGAGGUUCUCUGGAGCACAUCCUCUCCGGGGUCAACGGGCUCCAGUCUUUUAACCACAACAGUCAAGGCCUCUGGACCGACAAGCACGGCACCACUGACAACCAUAUCUACCAGGGCCACUACACGAGCCAACACCUCCGUCACCACUUCCAGAACCUCCACUGCAACUCUCUCCUUCCCAUCAACCACUACUUACUUGAAAAGCACUUUACCUCUAGCCACCACCAUCAAGCAAACCAUGAGCACGAUGUCACUCACCUCCGGGACCCUUCUUACCACGCAACAAAUCCCAUCCACCUCUCACCCCUUGUACACCACGUCGGCCUCCACCACGGCCCGCCCUUCCAUCCAGCUCACGGGAACGUCCCUCAAGACCAGCAGCACAUUCCCAACGCCUAGUGGGCCCCUGACCUCACCUACUUCUCUCGUUUCCACACUCUCCACCCUCUCUCUCACACCAACUUCUCAGACCCUCAACACACAAUCCACUACAGAGGUCCCCUCUGAGAGCCACCACCCAAGUUCAAUGACCACCACUCUCUCCACCACAGUGGUCAGGGCCACUGGACCCACCUACACCUCUCCCCUGAUCACUACGUCUACCAGUGCCCCCCACAGGUCCUUCGUCACUUCCACAACCUCCUCUGCCUCCCUGUCACACCUUUCCUCCUCCCCACAUCCCAAACCCACAUCACCCCUGUCCACCAACAUCACACCCACACCCACCAAUACACAAACGGGGACCCCGGUGGCCCACACCUCCUCUGCCACUCACACCAGUACACAAACCUCACGGACCUCUCAGUCUUCAAACACCGCGUCUGCCUCCAACACAGCCCACCCUUCCGUUCCCCUCCCAGGAACAUCCGUCCAGAUCACCAGCGCAUAUCCACCUCCACCCGGUCCCCAGACCUCACUUACCUCUCGGGCUUCCACAUUGUCCACCCCUUCUCUCACACCAACUCCUCAGAGCCUCAGCAGCCCAUCCAGCCCACAAGUGCUUUGGAGCACCUCUACCCCAAGCUUCAUUAGUUCCAGUCCUACAACCAUAACCGUCAAGCCCACGGCACCCACAGCCACUCUACCACUGAUGACCACAUCUACCAGGGCCUCCACACAGGCCCCCAAAUCGAUCAGCACGUUCAGGACCUCCCCUGCCCCUCUCCCACACCCUACGUCCACUUUACACACAAAAUCCACAUUACCUAUUGCCACCACCAUCACACAAACAUGGAGCCCUGAGGCACUUAACUCUGAGUCCCCUCACAGCACUCCACUCAUGCCAUGGACCUCUCAGGCUUCAUACACCUCUUCUGCCUCCACCACGGCUCACCCGUCCCUGCACCUCACAGCUACACCCCUCAAGACCACCAGCUCAUUUCCAACUCCUACCACUCCCAACACCUCCCUUUCCCCGCUGGUUACCACACUGUCCACUGGCUCUCUCACGCCAUCUUCUCAGAGCAUCCCCAGCCCAUCCAGCCCUGAGGUUCUCUGGAGCACGUCCUCUCCGGGGUCUGCGGGCUCCAGUCUUUUAACCACAACAGUCAAGGCCUCUGGACCGACAAGCACGGCACCACUGACAACCACAUCUACCAGGGCCACUACACGAGCCAACACCUCCGUCACCACUUCCAGAACCUCCACUGCAACUCUCUCCUUCCCAUCAACCAUUACUUACUUGAAAAGCACUUUACCUCUAGCCACCACCAUCAAGCAAACCAUGAGCGCGAUGGCACUCACCUCCGGGACCCUUCUUACCACGCAACAAAUCCCAUCCACCUCUCACCCCUUGUACACCACGUCGGCCUCCACCACGGCCCGCCCUUCCAUCCAGCUCACGGGAACGUCCCUCAAGACCAGCAGCACAUUCCCAACGCCUAGUGGGCCCCUGACCUCACCUACUUCUCUGGUUUCCACACUCUCCACCCUCUCUCUCACACCAACUUCUCAGACCCUCAACACACAAUCCACUACAGAGGUCCCCUCUGAGAGCCACCACCCAAGUUCAAUGACCACCACUCUUUCCACCACAGUGGUCAGGGCCACUGGACCCACCUACACCUCUCCCCUGAUCACUACGUCUACCAGUGCCCCCCACAGGUCCUUCGUCACUUCCACAACCUCCCCUGCCUCCCUGUCACACCUUUCCUCCUCCCCACAUCCCAAACCCACCUCACCCCUGUCCACCAACAUCACACCCACACCCACCAAUACACAAACGGGGACCCCGGUGGCCCACACCUCCUCUGCCACUCACACCAGUACACAAACCUCACGGACCUCUCCGUCUUCAAACACCGCGUCUGCCUCCAACACAGCCCACCCUUCCGUUCCCCUCCCAGGAACAUCCGUCCAGAUCACCAGCACAUAUCCACCUCCACCCGGUCCCCAGACCUCACUUACCUCUCGGGCUUCCACAUUGUCCACCCCUUCUCUCACACCAACUCCUCAGAGCCUCAGCAGCCCAUCCAGCCCACAAGUGCUUUGGAGCACCUCUACCCCAAGCUUCAUUAGUUCCAGUCCUACAACCAUAACCGUCAAGCCCACGGCACCCACAGCCACUCUACCACUGAUGACCACAUCUACCAGGGCCUCCACACAGGCCCCCAAAUCGAUCAGCACGUUCAGGACCUCCCCUGCCCCUCUCCAACACCCUACGGCCACUCCGCACACAAAAUACACAUUACCUAUUGCCACCACCAUCACACAAACAGGGAGCCCCAGGACACUUACCUCCGAGUCCCCUCACAGCACUCCACUCAUGACAUGGACCUCUCAGGCUUCAUACACCUCUUCUGCCUCCACCACGGCUCACCCGUCCCUGCACCUCACAGCUACGCCCCUCAAGACCACCAGCUCAUUUCCAAAUCCUCCUACAGCCCACACCUCACUCACCUCCCUAGUUUCAACACUGUCCACUGGCUCUCUCACACCAUCUUCUCAGAGCAUCCCCAGCCCAUCCAGCCCAGGAGGGCUCUGGACCGCCUCCUCCCCGAGGUCAACGGGAUCCAGUCUUUCCACUACAGGAGUCAAAUCCACUGGACCUACAAGCACUGCACCACUGGUAACCACAUCUACCAGGGCCACUACACGAGCCAACACCUCGGUCAGGACUUCCAGAUCCUACACUGCCCCUCUGCCUUUCCCAUGGACCACUACUUACCAGAAAACCACAUUACCCUGGGCUUCCACCAUCAAGCAAACCAUGAGUCCAGUGGCACUCACCUCCGGGACGCUUCUUAGCACGCAACAAAUCCCAUCCACCUCUCACCCCUUGUACACCACGUCGGCCUCCACCACGGCCCGCCCUUCCAUCCAGCUCACGGGAACGUCCCUCAAGACCAGCAGCACAUUCCCAACGCCUAGUGGGCCCCUGACCUCACCUACUUCUCUCGUUUCCACACUCUCCACCCUCUCUCUCACACCAACUUCUCAGACCCUCAACGCACAAUCCACUACAGAGGUCCCCUCUGAGAGCCACCACCCAAGUUCAAUGACCACCACUCUCUCCACCACAGUGGUCAGGGCCACUGGACCCACCUACACCUCUCCCCUGAUCACUACGUCUACCAGUGCCCCCCACAGGUCCUUCGUCACUUCCACAACCUCCACUGCCUCCCUGUCACACCUUUCCUCCUCCCCACAUCCCAAACCCACAUCACCCCUGUCCACCAACAUCACACCCACACCCACCAAUACACAAACGGGGACCCCGGUGGCCCACACCUCCUCUGCCACUCACACCAGUACACAAACCUCACGGACCUCUCAGUCUUCAAACACCGCGUCUGCCUCCAACACAGCCCACCCUUCCGUUCCCCUCCCAGGAACAUCCGUCCAGAUCACCAGCACAUAUCCACCUCCACCCGGUCCCCAGACCUCACUUACCUCUCGGGCUUCCACAUUGUCCACCCCUUCUCUCACACCAACUCCUCAGAGCCUCAGCAGCCCAUCUAGCCCACAAGUGCUUUGGAGCACCUCUACCCCAAGCUUCACUAGUUCCAGUCCUACGACCAUAACCGUCAAGCCCACGGCACCCACAGCCACUCUACCACUGAUGACCACAUCUACCAGGGCCUCCACACAGGCCCCCAAAUCGAUCAGCACGUUCAGGACCUCCCCUGCCCCUCUCCCACACCCUACGUCCACUUUACACACAAAAUCCACAUUACCGAUUGCCACCACCAUCACAGAAACAGGGAGCCCUGAGGCACUUAACUCUGAGUCCCCUCACAGCACUCCACUCAUGACAUGGACCUCUCAGGCUUCAUACACCUCUUCUGCCUCCACCACGGCUCACCCGUCCCUGCACCUCACAGCUACACCCCUCAAGACCACCAGCUCAUUUCCAACUCCUACCACUCCCAACACCUCCCUUUCCCCGCUGGUUACCACACUGUCCACUGGCUCUCUCACGCCAUCUUCUCAGAGCAUCCCCAGCCCAUCCAGCCCUGAGGUUCUCUGGAGCACGUCCUCUCCGGGGUCAACGGGCUCCAGUCUUUUAACCACAACAGUCAAGGCCUCUGGACCGACAAGCACGGCACCACUGACAACCACAUCUACCAGGGCCACUACACGAGCCAACACCUCCGUCACCACUUCCAGAACCUCCACUGCAACUCUCUCCUUCCCAUCAACCAUUACUUACUUGAAAAGCACUUUACCUCUAGCCACCACCAUCAAGCAAACCAUGAGCGCGAUGGCACUCACCUCCGGGACCCUUCUUACCACGCAACAAAUCCCAUCCACCUCUCACCCCUUGUACACCACGUCGGCCUCCACCACGGCCCGCCCUUCCAUCCAGCUCACGGGAACGUCCCUCAAGACCAGCAGCACAUUCCCAACGCCUAGUGGGCCCCUGACCUCACCUACUUCUCUGGUUUCCACACUCUCCACCCUCUCUCUCACACCAACUUCUCAGACCCUCAACGCACAAUCCACUACAGAGGUCCCCUCUGAGAGCCACCACCCAAGUUCAAUGACCACCACUCUCUCCACCACAGUGGUCAGGGCCACUGGACCCACCUACACCUCUCCCCUGAUCACUACGUCUACCAGUGCCCCCCACAGGUCCUUCGUCACUUCCACAACCUCCACUGCCUCCCUGUCACACCUUUCCUCCUCCCCACAUCCCAAACCCACAUCACCCCUGUCCACCAACAUCACACCCACACCCACCAAUACACAAACGGGGACCCCGGUGGCCCACACCUCCUCUGCCACUCACACCAGUACACAAACCUCACGGACCUCUCCGUCUUCAAACACCGCGUCUGCCUCCAACACUGCCCACCCUUCCGUUCCCCUCCCAGGAACAUCCGUCCAGAUCACCAGCACAUAUCCACCUCCACCCGGUCCCCAGACCUCACUUACCUCUCGAGCUUCCACAUUGUCCACCCCUUCUCUCACACCAACUCCUCAGAGCCUCAGCAGCCCAUCCAGCCCACAAGUGCUUUGGAGCACCUCUACCCCAAGCUUCACUAGUUCCAGUCCUACGACCAUAACCGUCAAGCCCACGGCACCCACAGCCACUCUACCACUGAUGACCACAUCUACCAGGGCCUCCACACAGGCCCCCAAAUCGAUCAGCACAUUCAGGACCUCCCCUGCCCCUCUCCCACACCCUACGUCCACUUUACACACAAAAUCCACAUUACCGAUUGCCACCACCAUCACAGAAACAGGGAGCCCUGAGGCACUUAACUCUGAGUCCCCUCACAGCACUCCACUCAUGCCAUGGACCUCUCAGGCUUCAUACACCUCUUCUGCCUCCACCACGGCUCACCCGUCCCUGCACCUCACAGCUACACCCCUCAAGACCACCAGCUCAUUUCCAACUCCUACCACUCCCAACACCUCCCUUUCCCCGCUGGUUACCACACUGUCCACUGGCUCUCUCACGCCAUCUUCUCAGAGCAUCCCCAGCCCAUCCAGCCCUGAGGUUCUCUGGAGCACGUCCUCUCCGGGGUCAACGGGCUCCAGUCUUUUAACCACAACAGUCAAGGCCUCUGGACCGACAAGCACGGCACCACUGACAACCACAUCUACCAGGGCCACUACACGAGCCAACACCUCCGUCACCACUUCCAGAACCUCCACUGCAACUCUCUCCUUCCCAUCAACCAUUACUUACUUGAAAAGCACUUUACCUCUAGCCACCACCAUCAAGCAAACCAUGAGCGCGAUGGCACUCACCUCCGGGACCCUUCUUACCACGCAACAAAUCCCAUCCACCUCUCACCCCUUGUACACCACGUCGGCCUCCACCACGGCCCGCCCUUCCAUCCAGCUCACGGGAACGUCCCUCAAGACCAGCAGCACAUUCCCAACGCCUAGUGGGCCCCUGACCUCACCUACUUCUCUGGUUUCCACACUCUCCACCCUCUCUCUCACACCAACUUCUCAGACCCUCAACGCACAAUCCACUACAGAGGUCCCCUCUGAGAGCCACCACCCAAGUUCAAUGACCACCACUCUUUCCACCACAGUGGUCAGGGCCACUGGACCCACCUACACCUCUCCCCUGAUCACUACGUCUACCAGUGCCCCCCACAGGUCCUUCGUCACUUCCACAACCUCCACUGCCUCCGUGUCGUACCUCCCUUCCUCCCCAUAUCACAAACCCACCUCACCCCUGUCCACCAACAUCACACCCACAACCACCAAUACACAAACGGGGACCCCGGUGGCCCACACCUCCUCUGCCACUCACACCAGUACACAAACCUCACGGACCUCUCAGUCUUCAAACACCGCGUCUGCCUCCAACACAGCCCACCCUUCCGUUCCCCUCCCAGGAACAUCCGUCCAGAUCACCAGCGCAUAUCCACCUCCACCCAGUCCCCAGACCUCACUUACCUCUCGGGCUUCCACAUUGUCCACCCCUUCUCUCACACCAACUCCUCAGAGCCUCAGCAGCCCAUCCAGCCCACAAGUGCUUUGGAGCACCUCUACCCCAAGCUUCAUUAGUUCCAGUCCUACAACCAUAACCGUCAAGCCCACGGCACCCACAGCCACUCUACCACUGAUGACCACAUCUACCAGGGCCCCCAGCUUGAUCAGCACUUUUAGGACCUCCCGUGCCCCUCUCCCACACCCUACGUCCACUCCACACUCAAAAUCCACAUUACCUAUUGCCACCACCAUCACACAAACAGAGAGCUCCAAGGCACUUACCUCCGUGUACCCUCCCAGCACUCCACACAUGCCAUGGACCUCUCAGGCUUCAUACACCUCUUCUGCCUCCACCACGGCUCACCCGUCCCUGCACCUCACAGCUACGCCCCUCAAGACUACCAGACCAUCCAGCCCAGAAGUGCUCAGUGGUACCUCCACCCCAAGGCCUAUGGGCUCCAGUCUUUCCACCACAACCAUCAAGGCCACCAGAACCACAAGCACUACACUACUGAUGACCACUUCUACCAGGUCCUCCACAGGAGCCAAUACCUCGAUCAACACUUCCAGAUCCUCCGCUGCCCCCCUGUCCUUCCCACUGUCCUCUCCUUACCCGAAACCCACAUUAUCUCUGACCACCACCAUCAAACAAACCGGCAGCCCCGUGGCACUUACCUCAUUGGCCCUUCCCAGCACUCAACAAACCCCACUGACCUCUCACUCCUUGUACAGCACGUCGGCCUCCACCACGGCCCGCCCUUCCAUCCACCUCACAAGAACGUCCCUCAAGACCAGCAGUGCAUUUCCAACUCCCACUGGGCCCCAGACCUCACCUACCUCUCUGAUUUCCACACUGUCCACCAGCCCUCUCACAUCAACUUCUCACUGGACCACCAGCCCUGAACUGUUAUGGAGCACUUCCUCCCCAAGGUUAAUGGGCUCCAGUCUUUCAACUACAGCCUUCCAGUCCACUGGACCCACAAGCAGUGCAGCGCAGAUGACCACGUCUUCCAGGGCCUCCACACAAGCCCACAGCUCCGUCAUCACUCUUAGAACCUCUGCUUCCUCCCUGUCACACCUUUCCUCCUCGCCAUACGUGGAAUCCACAUCACCCCUGUCCACGAGCAUCAUCACCACACCCACCAACAGACAAACUCCAAGUCCUAUGGCCCACACCUCCUCUGCCACUCACACCAGUACACACACCUUAUGGACCUCUCAGUCUCCAUACACGGCAUCUGCCUCCACCACUCUCCAGCAUUCUGUGCCCCUCUCAGGAACGUCCCUCCAGACCACCAGUGCAUAUCCAACUUCAACUGGCCACAAGCCCUCAGUUACCUCUCUGGGUACCACGCUAUCCACCAUCUCUCUCAGACCCACUUCUCAGAGCCUCACCAGCCCGUCCAGCCCAGAGGUGUUAUGGAGCACCUCCAUCCCAAGGCCAAUGGACACGAGUCUUUCAACCACAGCCGUGAAGGCUACUGGACCCAGAAGCACUUCACCACUGAUGACCACGUCUACCUGGACCUCCACACAGGCCCACUGGUCUUUCCACACUGCCAGAACGUCGUCUUAUUUACGGAGCUCUUCUUCUCCCUUGUCCUCCAUUUCUACCUCCAGUUCUACUUUGUCCCCCGCAGCCUCGCCAUCGGCACUCCGUAGUCUUUUCACCACGUCUGUUUCUGUAGAGACUACACAUCCUUCCACACUUUUGCCCAAGGCCUCAUCCACAACCUCCCGGCCAACUUCUUUUCAAACCUCUUCCUCUCCCAUUUCCGCCUUGCUGUCACCGAGAUCUCCUCUUACCACAUCGUCCACCUCAGUCCCUUCAACCUCCCCCACUGCUCCCCCACUGUAUGCACCUACCAGCAGCUCCAUCCCUCCUGCUCCGUUUCCCACUGCGUCUACGACUGGGUCCCAUUUCCCUUCUCCUUCUGCCUCUCUCCUCCCCACCCCAACCUCCAGUCCUGUUAACACUUCCCUUUUACCUCUUUUAAACUCCUCUUCCCCUGACUCUGCUCUUCCCACCCUGCCAGCUGUCCACACAUCUGCCACCCCAGAUCAGGUGCCAAACCCCAGCCCAGGCUUCCCUUCCACGUCCAGGAUUACACCCAGUGCCUCCCCUUCCUCUGCCUUCUCACAGUCCACCACCUCCCAGCUUACUUCUCUUACCACCCAAGCCUCCAUGCCAGGCCUUGUGUCUUCGACCUUGAGGAUGACAAGCUCAACAGUUUCCCCUACUACCAACCUUACCAGCAGUCCUCCUGGUACCUCCAGGCUGCUGACGUCCAUGCUCCUGUCCAGCUACAUCACCUCGCACGGAAGCUCCUCUACCUUCCCCCCAGCAACCCCCUCCAGGGUGGCCCCCUCAGUCUCCUCUGAUGGAGCCUGCAGUGUGCAGGAACAUGAACAGGAAAUCACCUACCAGGGGUGCACCGCAAACGUGACCCUGACCCGCUGCGAGGGUGCUUGUGCCUCUUCCGUCAGCUUCAACAUCACCACCCAGCAGGUGGAUGCUCAGUGUAGCUGCUGCUACCCGCUCAACUCCUACAGGAAACAGCUCCUACUGCCCUGUGCAGACCCCAGCGCACCAGGCCAGCAGCUCAAGGUCACCUUGCAGGUGUUCAGCAGCUGUGUGUGCCAACUCUCGCACUGCAGAGACUAGAGGAGCUGCCUGGUCUCCCACGCACACAAGGUCGCAGGCCAAGAACAAGACAGCUGCCACCACACUCCUCCUCUGGAUUUGUCCAGCAGCCUCUUUCCUGGACAUAGAUCUGAACUCCACGAGCCCUCGGAGGUGGCUCACCUGAGGCCACUGCAGGGAAGAAGCUGCUGGGAAGGAGCCCUGACCAUCCACCUCCUGCUGACCCAACCCAGAGUGUGGGUGUGACAUGGGCACGUGCUGAUGGCAGCGUCUGCCACGCACACUGCCUCCCAGCCUUUGGUUGCAGAAUCUUGCAGAGAAAACAACCCAGAAGCAGAUGCCAGGGAGGAGGCUGCUCCAGCAGGGCUGCUGGGGGGACAUGUGGGCUGAUCAGAAUGGGGACAUGGCGGGUGUGGGUACCUGGACAGGGACAAGGAGGACGAAAGGCCAGGUAAGCACGAAAUCCAGCAGAGAGGGGUAUCCCCAGUCAGGGUGACAGGCAGGUGCAACACAGUGGCACCCAGCUGUGCAAGAUGGCUGCCGCCAGAACCCACAUCCUCACAGGAGGCUGUCACCCACCACCGAGUUGAUUCCAAAUAAACUGGAUCUUGUCCAGGCAGAGGCUGAUCCAUGAGCGCCACUGUGCCAUCCCCAACUC